GUAGCCGCGACCUCGGCAAAGCCCCGCCUACCGAGGCGUCGAAAGCAUAAAAGCCCGUCGGCCCGCCCCGGCCGCCCAGCCGCGCGCAAGGAAAGGAAGGAAGAUGGCGUCCACCAGCCGGGUGGAUGUGCUGCCAAGAGUGACAUGUCCAAACCACCCAGAUUCCAUUUUGGUGGAAGAUUACAGAGCUGGAGAUAUGAUCUGUCCAGAAUGUGGACUAGUCGUAGGUGACAGAGUCAUAGAUGUAGGGUCAGAAUGGCGAACGUUCAGCAAUGACAAAGCAACCAAAGACCCAUCUCGAGUUGGAGAUACCCAGAAUCCUCUCCUGAGUGAUGGUGAUCUGACUACAAUGAUUGGCAAGGGCACGGGCGCAGCCAGUUUUGAUGAAUUUGGGAAUUCAAAGUAUCAAAACCGGAGGACCAUGAGCAGCUCCGACCGCGCGAUGAUGAACGCGUUCAAAGAAAUCGCUAGCAUGGCAGACAGAAUCAACCUCCCCCGAAAUAUAGUUGAUCGAACAAAUAAUUUAUUCAAGCAAGUCUAUGAGCAGAAGAGCCUGAAGGGGAGAAGUAACGAUGCCAUUGCCUCCGCUUGCCUCUACAUUGCCUGCAGGCAAGAGGGCGUUCCGAGAACAUUCAAAGAAAUAUGUGCUGUCUCCAGAAUUUCCAAAAAAGAAAUAGGCCGGUGUUUUAAGCUCAUCUUGAAAGCUUUGGAAACGAGUGUGGAUUUGAUCACAACUGGAGAUUUCAUGUCCAGAUUUUGUUCAAACCUGGGUCUUCCUAAGCAAGUCCAGAUGGCAGCAACACACAUUGCCCGUAAAGCUGUGGAAUUAGACUUGGUUCCUGGGAGGAGUCCCAUCUCGGUUGCAGCUGCAGCUAUUUAUAUGGCUUCACAAGCCUCCGCAGAGAAGAGAACCCAGAAAGAAAUUGGAGACAUUGCCGGAGUAGCUGAUGUUACAAUCAGGCAGUCAUAUAGGUUGAUUUAUCCACGGGCUCCUGAUCUUUUCCCAGCCGAUUUCAAAUUUGAUACCCCAGUGGACAAACUGCCACAGCUGUGAAUUUCCAUGGGUACGUCUAUAUCCCACAGAGGUUUUGAUUUUGACUUAAAAGUGAUAUGUAUAAAAACGGUACUGUUGAGCCUUCAAGUUGCGGAACUGGUAAAACUAUGUGAAAAAGCCUAACUGAAGAGUCAGAGCACACAUUCCAGGUGUAAACAAAACAAUUUUGUGGCAUUUUUUAUGUAUAUAUUAGUGAAAGUAAUUAUUUAACAGCCAUCAAUUUCCUAUUGUAUGUACUUAGAUUUCUUUCAUAGAGAUCUUGGUUGUUGUUUUUUUUGGAAAAUAUUUCAGAUUGUAAUUCCUGAAUAAACUGUUUUCCAAAAACCUA
Messenger RNA from Lacerta agilis (Sand lizard), 1382 nucleotides. RefSeq names its product general transcription factor IIB (gene GTF2B). Bases 104 to 1054 code for a protein of 316 amino acids. NCBI's taxonomy places the organism in Eukaryota, Metazoa, Chordata, Lepidosauria, Squamata, Lacertidae. The transcript has 7 exons. Gene Ontology annotation, biological process: transcription preinitiation complex assembly; transcription initiation at RNA polymerase II promoter. Gene Ontology annotation, cellular component: nucleus; transcription preinitiation complex. The record is from RefSeq and is a predicted model, not a curated record. Gene Ontology annotation, molecular function: RNA polymerase II general transcription initiation factor activity; TBP-class protein binding.